Clavispora lusitaniae ATCC 42720 is the source of this 3432-nucleotide messenger RNA. It is a transcript of the gene KEL1, whose product is annotated as Kel1p. Gene Ontology annotation, cellular component: cell cortex of cell tip. Gene Ontology annotation, biological process: regulation of cell shape. NCBI's taxonomy places the organism in Eukaryota, Fungi, Ascomycota, Pichiomycetes, Serinales, Metschnikowiaceae. Gene Ontology annotation, molecular function: protein binding. The record is from RefSeq and is a predicted model, not a curated record.
AUGGCUCGCUUCCAUUUCGGAAAAAAGAAAAAAUCUGAAUCUGAGCCGGACACUUCAACAAUGUCGUCGCCUGCAGAGUUUCGUUCUAAUCCUCGCCAUUCCUACGCUAACCGCCCAUCCUUUCUGUCUCGCGCAACAGAAUCGCCUCCGCCCGACAAAAUUAUGACCGGCGCAGCUCCAGGUCCCAGCUCGGCCAUGACUAGCCCUGAAAAACACCUUGUAGCCGAAAAACAGCAGUCUUCGGUGAUGAAACAGUCUCCAGAUCACCAGUUCCUUGUCGAUAAGAACGCCAGCACGCCUUGGACCAGAUACAAGCUUUUCAACUCGCCUUUCCCGCGGUAUAGACAUGCCGCUCUGGCGCUUUCGUCGGACAAGAAUGUGCUCUAUAUCAUGGGGGGAUUGAAAGAAGGGUCUGUCUUUGGCGACACAUGGAAGAUCACGCCUCACACGGCCUCGGACAAUACCAUCACUCACUUUACCAGCGAAAUGAUCGAAGUGGUCAACAACAACCACCCACCAGCCCGUGUAGGUCACUCGUCUGUGUUGUGUGGAAAUGCCUACAUCAUCUACGGCGGCGACACAGUGGACACUGACUACAACGGGUAUCCAGACGACAACCUCUACAUGUUCAACAUCAAUAACUGCAAAUACACGGUCCCAUCGCACAUUUUGAACAAGCCCCGUGGCAGAUACGGCCAUCUGAUUGGUGUUGUGUCGUUGAGCACCUCCAGCUCCAGAUUAUACUUGUUCGGUGGCCAGUUGGAAAGCGAAGUAUUCAGCGACUUGUAUUAUUUCGAAUUGACCUCGUUCAAGCUGCCUCAUGCCCGCUGGGAGCUUGCAGAACCGCUUAACAAUUUCAAACCUCCUCCUUUGACAAAUCACACCAUGUCAGUUUACAAGCACAAGAUCUACAUUUUUGGUGGAGUGUACAACCACGAGAAAGUGUCAAAUGACUUGUGGUGCUAUGACACAUUACUCAAUAAGUGGCUGCAGGUGCCCACUACUGGAGAUGUACCAUUGCCUGUCAAUGAACAUUCAGCCGUUCUUGUCAAUGAGUACUUGUACGUCUAUGGUGGAAAUGACUUUUCAGGUACCAUUUAUGACACGUUGCAUUGCUUGGAUCUUCGCACGUUCCAGUGGAUGAAGUUGGACAAUAGAUUCGGCGUCAACGGACCUGGUCCUAGGUGUGGCCAUUCCAUAUCGUACUUGCCAAACUUGCACAAAUUGGUGAUCAUGGGCGGUGACAAAAAUGACUACAUUAGCGAAGAUUCGGCAAAUUUCGAGACUCACGAGGAAUACGACGGCACAGAAACCGGAACCAUGAUUUUUGUCAUGGACUUAUACUUGGCUGACCAUCUUCUACGUGGUGGUGUUCCCAAGAAACUUGCCGCAUCUGCUGGAGGUGCUGCUGCUGUUCUUAGCAAAAGGCCUCCAUCGCCCGUGGUCUCGGAUGAUGCCUUCACACGCCACAGAAAGAGCAUGAGCGCUGGUAUUGAUGAUUUCCGCACACCUAAUGCCUCUCUAGAACGUAUUGCACCUACUGUUGAGCCGCCCAGAAGCGUUUCUGACUCGACAGAGAGGAACAGAACUGUUUCUGAUUUCAUAGACGUGCACACCAAGCAGGUUUCAGAGCACAAGGUUACUCCCACAGCUGGGUCUCUGGGCGACAAUUUUGUUGAAGUGCAUUUGCCUUCGUCUGCUAUCAGCGAAAAUGAUACAAACACAGACGCCGAGAUUGCAGUAAUGGAUACUCCUGAUGAUGGUAGAAGCCCAUUUGCUCAGGGAAAACUAGUAUCGCUUGGACAAAAGCUUCCAGAAGAAAUCAGGUCAGAUAACGCCACCCCAGUUUUGUCGCAUGAGUUUGCGCAUUUGACUAAUGAUUUCCCUGAUACUGAAGAAGAAGAAGAAGAACAAGCUUUGCGAAUCCGCAAUAGGGAACAAGAACCACUGGCCCAGGAAACCGACGAUGAAGAUCACGAUGAACCGACUAUUGUUCACGUUAGAGAACUGUCGGCUCUUCCUGAGCCAAAUCUCAAGUCUCCAUCCACUAUUGUGCCAAACCUGGCUCUGUCUCACAAGGGAAAUGGAUUCGACGCAGGAUUAAACUCCAGCCCACGGAAAGCUUCAUCAGGAUCUACACCUGAGGUGGAUUCCAAGGUUAAGCAAGUAAUUUCUGAACUUAAUACUGAAAUUAGUGAUUUGAAAAAGUACACCGAAGCGCAAAUUCAUGAAGCCACCGACAAGAUUCACCUGUUGGAAGAGGAAAACAAGCUUCUAAAGGAGAAGCUAGAAGCUGCUCUGUUUGACAAGAGUAAGGUAGAAGAUCUUUCUCAGGAGUUGGCAGAAAAAAAUCUGAUCAUUGGAGAGCUUAGAAGCUCCAUUCCACCGGAUGAUCUUUCGGUUGAAGAUGAAGCUGCCGGAGUACCAAAGAAAGGAUUCACCGAUGCUUUGAAGUAUAGGCUACAGAAUUUGGACAUGGCGAACAAGCUUGUCUACUUGCAGAACGAGAACACGCAACUAAAAGAAAAGUUUACUCGCUUCGAACCAUUCAUGGACAACCAGAUGACGCAGUUGUCUUCUUUGCAGAAAGUUAUCAAGAGUCAAGAAGAACGUAUUGCUGACUUAACAGCACAAGUGAAGCUGGAGCUGGUAUUGCACGAGCAAAUUGCAGAAUGGAAACAUAAGUACGAGAAUUUGGAGUUGCAAUUCAACACAUACAAGAGCGUUCAUGCCGAUGUGGAAUUCACCGAUGACGAAACUGAAACUUCUCGUGAUGUGGAUCCAAAUGCUACAGAACCAACUCCGCAGAAGAAGACCGCGGGCCAACUAUCAUCUCACCUUGAAAAAUUGGUUCUGUUAUGGCAAUCGGCACAUGCACCAGAUACAAAAGAACGUGGUAUCAACCUGGAGAACGACACUGUGGUAGCAGAAUUACAGAAGCAGGUUGAUGAUCUUUUAAGAACAUCUCAACAACAACAGCAGGCUUCUGCGUCUGAGAUGAGCGAACUAAGGAAUGAGUUGGAAGCGAAGAUGGCCGCGUUGCAAGCUCUUGAAGCUAAUUAUAGAGAUGCCAUCCAAUCUGUGAAUAACACAAGCAAGGCUCUUAAUGUCAAUCAAGACGAAUUGAGAAACCAAAAGGUUUUGAUUGAAAAGUUAGCCAGAGAGAACAACGAGUUGAAACUAUUCAAAAAGGCUUCUAGACGGGUAUCAUCAUUACCAGGAGAGAGCAGCAUCAAGCGUAUGCAAUCGGACUCGACUACAUCUCUACACGAAGUCAAUGACACAGAAGAUGAUUUACAAAGUGCUCAUUACCAGAUGAAGGUUAAGGAUUUGGAGGCCGAUCUUUACAUUAUGAAACAAGAACGAGACCAGUUGAUUGAAAAUGUGAACUCGUUGAAGAAGGAGUUGUAUUUCGCCAAGAAUAAUGCAUGA